CAAACCUUUUCUUUUCGACAGUUUUAAGAGAAGAAAUGGCAGUAGCAAGGAUGAACGUCAACUGUUCGAUACAAAGCAGCCUCUCGUGUAUAUUAAAGCCAUCAUCUUUCUUCAGUUUCAGAACUGCCCAUUUCAAGAAUCGUCUCUAUCUCCCUCAAAACAACUUCGUUUCCCCAAAAAGAUCAUUGCUGUGUACCUGCUCAAGCAAUAGCAACCAGGCUAAUGCUUCCCAAACUGGAGAGAAAGCUGAAGCUUUUGUUAUCACCACUCCUCUUUAUUAUGUGAAUGCCCCUCCUCAUAUGGGUAGUGCCUACACUACUAUUGCUGCUGAUGCCAUUGCCAGGUUUCAGAGGCUUUCAGGAAAGAAAGUCAUAUUUAAUACCGGAACGGAUGAGCAUGGUGAGAAGAUAGCUACAGCGGCAUCCGCUGCUGGCUCCAGCCCAAGAGAGCAUUGUGAUGUUAUAUCUCAAGCUUAUAAAAUGUUGUGGAAAGAUUUAGAUAUAGCUUAUGACAAAUUCAUCCGUACGACUGAUCCAAAACAUGAAGCAAUUGUCAAGGAGUUCUAUUCUAGAGUUCUUGCCAAUGAUGACAUUUACCGGGCUGACUAUGAGGGUCUGUAUUGUGUCAAUUGCGAGGAGUAUAAGGAUGAAAAAGAGCUGCUCGAAAACAAUUGUUGCCCUACACACCUAAAGCCAUGUGUUCCUCGCAAAGAGGAUAAUUAUUUCUUUGCAUUGUCCAAAUACCAAAAAUCGUUGGAAGAAAUUUUGGCACAAAACCCAGAUUUUGUCCAGCCUUCAUACCGAUUGAACGAGGUGCAAAGUUGGAUAAAAAAUGGCUUAAGAGACUUUUCAAUUUCCCGAGCAGCUGUGGAUUGGGGUAUUCCGGUUCCCAACGACAAUAAGCAAACUAUAUAUGUUUGGUUUGAUGCACUCCUUGGCUAUAUAUCGGCUCUGUUGGAGGAUAAGGAUCAACCUAACUUACAAACCGCUGUUUCUUUGGGUUGGCCUGCCUCGUUGCACUUGAUUGGAAAGGAUAUUUUACGUUUUCAUGCUGUUUACUGGCCAGCUAUGCUGUUGUCUGCUGGGUUGAGUCUCCCUAAGAUGGUGUUCUGCCAUGGUUUCUUGACAAAGGAUGGCUUGAAGAUGGGGAAGUCGCUAGGGAAUACGAUUGAACCAAAUGAAUUAGUGCAUAAAUUUGGUGCUGACGCAGUCCGGUACUUCUUCCUGAGGGAGGUAGAGUUCGGAAAUGAUGGGGACUAUUCCGAAGAUCGUUUCAUUAAUAUUGUCAAUGCACAUCUUGCCAACACAAUAGGAAAUCUUCUCAACCGCACUCUUGGACUUCUUAAGAAGAACUGCCAGUCGACUCUAGUGGUUGAUUCAACUAUUGCAGCCGAAGGAAAGGAAUUUAAGGAUACCGUUGAGAAGCUGGUCGAAAAAGCUCGUUUCCAUUACGAAAAUCUGUCCCUUUCAUCAGCUUGUGAAGCUGUGCUAGAGAUUGGCAAUGCUGGAAACUUGUACAUGGAUAAGCAUCAACCAUGGUCUCUUUUUAAGCAAGGAGGCGACGCUGCUGAAGCUGCCGCAAAGGAUCUUGUGAUCAUACUCGAAACAAUGAGGAUUAUAGCGAUUGCUCUGUCACCGGUCGCGCCUAACUUAUGCAGGCGGAUACAUUCACAGCUUGGCUACUCCGAGGACCAGCUUGAUAACCUAAACUGGAGUGAAACAAAGUGGGGUGGACUAAAGGGUGGUCAAGUGAUGGCUCAUCCUCAGCCAGUCUUUGCAAGAAUUGAACAAAUAAAGGAGGAUGACAAUGACGGGGCUGAAUCGCCUAAGAAGGCUGUGAAAAAGAAAGACAAAAAGAAAAAGGUUCAAGGGGUGAUAGAAGCCUAGGGUUUCCGAUUUCGAAGGAUUCUUUGCCUCUUUAUCUCAUUCGGUCUUUAGUCCGUGUUGGAUGUAAGUACUUAUCCGGCACGGCUGUAUUCAUUUCUUUCUGUGAUUUUUCCAUAGAUUUAGAGGGUCUUCGGAGGAUCAUGUAUUU
Molecule: messenger RNA, 2034 nt
Organism: Hibiscus syriacus
Lineage: Eukaryota; Viridiplantae; Streptophyta; Magnoliopsida; Malvales; Malvaceae
Product: methionine--tRNA ligase, chloroplastic/mitochondrial-like
Exons: 12
Coding region: 36-1886 (616 amino acids)
Biological process (GO): methionyl-tRNA aminoacylation
Cellular component (GO): chloroplast stroma; mitochondrion
Molecular function (GO): ATP binding; methionine-tRNA ligase activity
Source: RefSeq, a predicted model, not a curated record